CAAAAAAUAAUAAUAAAAUAUUAUAUUAUAUUAGUGUUUAUGUAAACUCUCUCCACCGUCCUCUCAGCGAGUUCUUAGUAAAAUCAGAAUCUCACAUGGCGGCGCUUAGGAAGAUUGUUAAUUCCUCUACUGCUAUUACAAACCCUUCCCUUAUUCCUGCAUCGCUUUUCAUAUCUUGCAGAGCUAUUGCCUCCAAGCUCUUUGUUGGAGGUCUAUCAUUUGCCACUUCAGAUGAGGGAUUAUCAGAAACAUUUUCUCAAUAUGGUCAAGUUAUUGAAGCCAAAGUUGUGAUGGACAAAGUUUCAGAUAGAUCAAAAGGGUUUGGAUUUGUGACAUUUGCAUCCGAAGAAGAAGCCAAGAAAGCCCUCACUGAGUUGAAUGGACAGACAAUUAAUGGACGUGUUAUAUUUGUGGACUAUGCAAAACCUGAAGCCAAAGCCAGAUUCGAUAGUGGCGGAAUACCCAUAGCAAGAGGACCUCCAGAACAAUUGUCUGAUAGAGUCAAAGUCGAUUUCUUCAAUCAAGAAGACAAUUAAUAAUACCUAAACAUCACAUCAUAUAGAGUAAAACAUGCAUCAGAAUUCUAGAAUCGUAAAAUUCCCAUCAUCCAGGUAUGUUUUUGAUAAUGCCAUAGAUCAGUAAUUUUUGUGGGUGUUUUAUAGAUAGUGUGAACCUUAUUAUAUCUUUGCAAUUUUUGGUUGGACAAUUUGUAAAAAUUGCAAGAUUUGCGCUGAAUUAGUUGAUUUUUGAAGUUUGCCAUGUCUGGAGAGCUACCCUUACUUCUUGGUUCUCGCUUUUCUCUUUGAUUAUUUUAUUGAAACUUAUUUUAGUCAGUUAAUCCAUUUUAUUUGUAAAUAUACAGAUUAUAUUCUUUUUGGAUGAUUACUUGUGAUUGCCAUAUGCAAAAUGCUAGUAAAGAUCAAGUCCAUACUUUUAAAUC
This is a messenger RNA of Pistacia vera, 940 nucleotides long. Its product is annotated as small RNA-binding protein 11, chloroplastic-like. Gene Ontology annotation, molecular function: RNA binding. The transcript is spliced from 4 exons. Bases 96 to 536 code for a protein of 146 amino acids. The record is from RefSeq and is a predicted model, not a curated record. NCBI's taxonomy places the organism in Eukaryota, Viridiplantae, Streptophyta, Magnoliopsida, Sapindales, Anacardiaceae.